Molecule: messenger RNA, 1790 nt
Organism: Myxocyprinus asiaticus (Chinese sucker)
Lineage: Eukaryota; Metazoa; Chordata; Actinopteri; Cypriniformes; Catostomidae
Gene: has1
Product: hyaluronan synthase 1
Exons: 5
Coding region: 69-1790 (573 amino acids)
Biological process (GO): hyaluronan biosynthetic process; extracellular matrix assembly
Molecular function (GO): hyaluronan synthase activity
Source: RefSeq, a predicted model, not a curated record
CAGUUGACGGAGGUGAGAGUAAAACCUGUGGAAAGGUUUGUUGAAAUAAAUAGCACUUUAAUUACGAAAUGGAAAUCAAGCCAGUAUUAAGAAGAUUUGGCUCACUGGUCCGAGCCAUUCUCACAUUUCUCUUUGCUCUCCUGGUACUUGGGGUGAUGUUAUGGGCAUACAUCGAUGGUUUCCCAAUAGUGACAUCUCAAUUCAACAUCAUCUCAUUAGGUUUCUAUGGAGUGCUGCUCAGCCUCCAUGUCCUAAUUCAGAGCUUGUUUGCCUUUGUGGAGCACCAGCGGAUGCGUGCAAGACGCAAACCGUGCUCUUACACAAAGACCAUUGGCUUUACAAUCUCAGCCUAUCAGGAGGAUCCAACAUAUCUGCAAGAGUGUCUUCAAUCAGUACGGGCACUGCAGUACCCAUCUGAGUUACUGCGCAUUAUCAUGGUAGUGGACGGAAACUCAGAAGAUGACCGCUACAUGAUGGAGAUGUUCCGUGAAGUCUUUGCAGAUCAGGAUCCUGGCUGUUAUGUGUGGCAAAACAACUACCACUCUUGGAACCCCAAACCCGAAGAGAGGGAUGCAGCUGAAGCUGAUGGUACAGAAGGGGAUGAUAGGAUGGUGUUUGAAGACCCCCAGCGCUUCGAGGUUGAGGAGCUCAUCAGGACCAAGAAGUGUGUGUGCAUUAUGCAAAAAUGGGGAGGAAAGAGGGAGGUGAUGUAUACAGCAUUCAAGGCACUAGGAUCAUCUGUGGAUUAUAUACAGGUGUGUGAUUCAGACACAAAAUUAGACCCUCUAGCCACAGUGGAGCUAUGCAAAGUGCUGGAGAGUAACCAAAAGUACGGUGCUGUAGGAGGCGAUGUGAUGAUCCUCAACCUUAAAGACUCCUAUAUUAGCUUCAUGAGCAGCCUGCGCUACUGGAUGGCCUUUAACAUUGAGAGAGCCUGCCAGUCCUUCUUUGACUGUGUCUCCUGUAUCAGUGGCCCCUUAGGUCUUUAUAGGAAUGACUUGCUACAGCAGUUUCUGGAAUCCUGGUACAAUCAGAAGUUUCUGGGCACUCACUGCACUUUUGGAGAUGACCGGCAUCUUACCAAUCGAAUGCUAAGCAUGGGCUAUGCUACAAAGUACACAGCCCAUUCUAAGUGCUACACAGAGACUCCUGCCCAGUUUUUGCGCUGGCUCAACCAGCAAACUCGCUGGACUAAAUCCUACUUUCGCGAGUGGCUCUUUAAUGCAAUGUGGUGGCACAAGCAUCACCUGUGGAUGACCUAUGAAUCAAUUGUCUCAGGCAUCUUUCCUUUUUUUGUCACUGCCACAAUUAUCAAGCUCUUCUGGACAGGCACUCUAUGGGACAUCUUGUGGGUUUUGUGUUGCAUCCAGCUGAUUGGUCUGGUAAAGGCAGCCUAUGCCUGCAUCUUGCGUCAAAAUGUGGUGAUGCUUUUCAUGUCCUUAUAUUCUGCCCUCUAUAUGACCAGCCUCCUGCCUGCCAAAUACUUUGCCAUUCUCACCAUGAACAAAAGCAGCUGGGGGACAUCGGGUCGGCGGAAGAUGGUGGGGAACUAUAUUCCCCUGGCACCACUUUCAGUGUGGGCGGCGAUCUUGUUGGGAGGCCUGGGGUACACAACCUACAAGGAAUCCCAGAUGGACUGGACAACAGAUGCAAAAAAAGAGGAGAUCAAGUUUUUGACAUUUGGAGCUGCAGCUUAUUUAUGCUACUGGCUUUUAAUGAUCUGCCUCUAUUGGAUGUGGUUUCGGAGAUUAUUCCGAAAACGCUCACAAAGUUACACUGUGAAUGUAUAG